Messenger RNA from Eublepharis macularius, 8951 nucleotides. It is a transcript of the gene SUPT6H, whose product is annotated as SPT6 homolog, histone chaperone and transcription elongation factor. Gene Ontology annotation, cellular component: transcription elongation factor complex. The coding region runs from base 178 to 5358 and encodes 1726 amino acids. The transcript is spliced from 37 exons. Lineage: Eukaryota; Metazoa; Chordata; Lepidosauria; Squamata; Eublepharidae. Gene Ontology annotation, molecular function: histone binding; nucleosome binding; DNA binding. Gene Ontology annotation, biological process: transcription elongation by RNA polymerase II; nucleosome organization; positive regulation of transcription elongation by RNA polymerase II. The record is from RefSeq and is a predicted model, not a curated record.
CAGAGGCCUGCCGCUCCGCCUAGCUGGCCCUCCUGCGCUUUUCUGCUCCUCACCCCCGCCGCAGCCACUGAUUGAGCGAGCGAGGCCUCCAUUUUACCUCCGAGAGGCGCUGGCGGGGAAGGAGGCUGGGCGGGGGGCGCGCUCCUUUCCUUCGACAGUUUUUCUCCGACUGCAGCCAUGUCUGACUUUGUGGAGAGUGAAGCUGAGGAGUCUGAGGAGGAGUACGAUGAGGACGGGGAAGUUGUUCCCAGAGCACCCAAGAAGUUUGUGGAGGAAGAAGAUGAUGAAGAGGAAGAGGAGAACCUGGACGACCAGGAUGAGCAAGGGAACCUGAAAGGGUUCAUUAACGAUGAUGAUGACGAGGAAGAGGAGGAAGAGGAAGAGGCCAGUGAUUCAGGAGACUCUGAGGAUGAUGUCGGCCAUAAGAAGAGGAAGCGCAAUUUUGAUGACCGCCUUGAGGAUGAUGAUUUUGACCUCAUUGAAGAAAACCUGGGUGUCAAAGUUAAACGACAAAAAUUCAGGCGGCUGCGCAAGAUGUCGGAUGAUGAGGAUGAUGAAGAAGAGGAUUACGGGAAAGAAGAGCAUGAGAAGGAAGCAAUUGCUGAAGAAAUUUUCCAAGAUGGGGAGGGAGAGGAGGGAGGUGAUGCUGUUGAAGGUCCCGUUGGCCCUGCCGAUGAUGAUGAGGAAGAGGAAGAAGAUGAGUCUGACAUUGAUGACUUCAUUGUUGAUGACGAUGGGCAGCCUCUGAAGAAGCCGAAGUGGAGGAAGAAGCUCCCUGGCUAUACAGAUGCGGCUUUGCAAGAGGCCCAGGAGAUCUUUGGAGUAGACUUUGAUUAUGACGAGUUUGAGAAAUAUAAUGAGUAUGACGAGGAUCUGGAGGAGGAAUACGAAUAUGAGGCUGACGAGGCAGAAGGAGGCGAGACUCGUGUCCGAGCCAAGAAGACGGCCAAGAAGCGGGUCAGUCGCCGCAGCAUUUUCGAGAUGUAUGAGCCCAGUGAGCUGGAGAGCAGCCACCUGACAGACCAGGACAAUGAGAUUCGGAUAACGGACAUGCCUGAAAGGUUCCAGCUUCGCUCUAUUGGUGUAAAGAAUGCUGAAGACGAUGAACUGGAAGAAGAAGCUGACUGGAUCUACCGGAACGCCUUUGCUAUGCCCACCAUCUCCCAGCAGGAAAAUUCUGAUUACCUGGACCGUGGUCAGACCGGCACCAGCUUCAACCGCAAGGGCCCCAGCACCAUUCAGAAGAUUAAGGAAGCCCUGAACUUCAUGCGUAACCAGCAUUUUGAGGUCCCAUUCAUAGCCUUCUACAGGAAGGAGUACGUGGAACCAGAGCUGAACAUCAAUGAUCUGUGGCGUGUUUGGCAGUGGGAUGAAAAGUGGACCCAAUUGAAGAUCCGUAAGCAGAAUCUGACCCGUCUGUUUGAGAAAAUGCAGGCCUACCAGUAUGAGCAGAUCUCUGCUGAUCCAGACAAGCCUCUGGCAGAUGGAAUACGGGCCCUGGACACCACUGAUAUGGAGAGGCUGAAGGACGUGCAAUCCAUGGAUGAACUUAAAGAUGUGUACAACCACUUCCUGCUUUACUACGGCCGAGACAUCCCCAAGAUGCAAAAUGCAGCCAAAGCCAACCGCAAGAAGAACAAGCGUAUCCGGGAGGAUGGAGAAGAGGAGGAAGGGGAAGGAGAGGAUGCAGAGGAUGAUGAGCAAAAGGGGCCUGAACUCAAGCAGGCAUCUCGCCGGGAUAUGUAUACCAUCUGCCAAACAGCUGGUCUAGAUGGCCUCGCUAAAAAGUUUGGUCUGACACCGGAGCAAUUUGGUGAGAAUCUGCGUGACAGUUACCAGCGCCAUGAAACAGAACAGUUCCCGGCAGAGCCGCUGGAGCUGGCCAAGGAUUACGUGUGCAGUCAAUUCCCCACUCCAGAGGCUGUGCUGGAAGGCGCCUGCUACAUGGUUGCUCUGCAGAUUGCCCGAGAACCUCUGGUCCGGCAGGUUCUGCGUCAGACCUUCCAGGAAAGGGCCAAGAUCAACAUCUCCCCUACCAAGAAAGGCAAGAAGGAUGUGGAUGAGGCCCACUACGCUUACUCCUUCAAGUACCUGAAGAACAAGCCUGUCAAGGAGCUGCGGGAUGAGCAGUUCUUGAAGAUGUGCCUGGCUGAAGAGGAGGGGCUUCUGACCAUAGACCUCUGCAUUGACAUGAAAGGUGUUGAGGGCUAUGGUAGUGACCAGACGUAUUUCGAAGAGAUUAAGCAGUUCUACUAUAGGGACGAGUUCAGCCACCAAGUGCAGGAAUGGAACCGGCAGCGCACCUUGGCCAUUGAGCGGGCACUCAACCAGUUCCUCUAUACUCAGAUGGCCAAAGAACUGAAGAACAAGCUGCUGGUAGAAGCCAAAGAGUUUGUCAUUAAGGCUUGCAGCCGGAAGCUGAACAACUGGCUCAAAGUGGCCCCUUACCGCCCUGACCAGCAGGUGGAGGAAGAUGAUGACUUCAUGGACGAGAACCAGAGUAAAGGCAUUCGAGUGCUGGGCAUUGCGUUCUCCUCGGCAAGAGACCACCCUGUGUUUUGUGCCCUGGUGAAUGGGGAAGGUGAGGUCACGGACUUCCUGCGGCUGCCCCACUUCACCAAGCGAAGGAAUGCCUGGAGGGAAGAAGAAAGGGAGAAGAAAUCCCAGGAUAUUGAAUCCUUGAAAAAGUUCCUACUUGGCAAGAAACCCCACGUGGUGACGAUCGCAGGAGAAAACAGGGAUGCCCAGAUGCUGAUGGAGGAUGUGAAGCGUAUCGCCCACGAACUGGAGCAAGGGCAGCAGCUUUCCUCCAUUGGAGUGGAGUUGGUGGACAAUGAACUGGCCACUCUCUACAUGAACAGCAAGAAGUCAGAGAAUGAAUUCCGGGACUACCCCCCUGUCCUGCGCCAGGCUGUCUCCCUUGCUCGACGCAUACAGGAUCCUCUGAUCGAGUUCGCCCAGGUUUGCAGCUCUGAUGAGGACAUCUUGUGCCUCAAGCUCCAUCCUUUGCAGGAGCACGUUGUGAAAGAGGACCUGCUGAAUGCCUUGUACUGCGAAUUCAUCAACCGCGUGAAUGAAGUGGGAGUGGAUGUCAACCGUGCCAUUGCUCACCCGCACAGCCAGGCCCUCCUGCAGUACGUCUGUGGCCUGGGACCACGCAAGGGUACUCACCUGCUCAAGAUCCUGAAGCAGAACAACACGCGACUGGAGAACCGAACCCAGCUAGUCACCAUGUGCCACAUGGGACCAAAGGUCUUCAUUAACUGUGCUGGAUUCAUCAAGAUAGACACUGCUUCUCUAGGUGACAGCACGGAUUCCUACAUUGAGGUCUUGGACGGGUCCAGGGUCCACCCAGAAACCUAUGAAUGGGCCAGGAAAAUGGCUGUCGAUGCCUUGGAGUAUGAUGAGUCAGCAGAAGAUGCCAACCCCGCUGGUGCCCUGGAAGAAAUUCUGGAAAACCCGGAGCGUCUGAAGGACCUGGACCUUGAUGCCUUUGCUGAAGAGCUGGAAAGACAGGGUUACGGAGACAAACACAUCACCUUGUAUGACAUCCGUGCUGAACUAAGCUGCCGCUACAAGGACCUGCGGAGCCCAUACCGCUCCCCCAAUUCUGAAGAGGUCUUCAACAUGUUGACGAAGGAGACUCCUGAGACGUUCUAUAUUGGUAAGCUGAUCAUCUGCAACGUGACAGGAAUAGCCCACCGGCGGCCCCAGGGAGAAAGCUAUGACCAAGCAAUCAGGAAUGACGAGACAGGCCUGUGGCAGUGUCCCUUUUGUCAGCAGGAUAACUUCCCUGAGCUCAGCGAGGUCUGGAAUCACUUUGACAGUGGCUCCUGCCCCGGACAGGCCAUUGGGGUGAAGACUCGGCUGGACAAUGGGGUAACUGGCUUUAUCCCAACCAAGUUUCUCAGUGACAAGGUGGUCAAGCGGCCCGAGGAAAGGGUCAAGGUGGGGAUGACUGUGCAUUGCCGGAUCAUGAAGAUAGACAUUGAGAAAUUCAGUGCUGACUUAACCUGUCGAACCUCGGACUUGAUGGACAAGAACAAUGAGUGGAAGCUGCCCAAAGACACGUACUAUGACUUUGAUGCGGAGGCAGCUGAUCACAAACUGGAGGAAGAGCUGAAGAGGAAGCAGCAGCGGACGACGUACAUCAAGCGGGUAAUCGCCCACCCAUCCUUCCACAACAUCAACUUCAAGCAGGCUGAGAAGAUGAUGGAGACUAUGGACCAAGGUGAUGUCAUCAUCCGCCCCAGCAGCAAAGGGGAGAACCACUUGACGGUCACCUGGAAGGUAUCUGACAACAUCUACCAGCAUGUUGAUGUACGUGAGGAAGGCAAGGAGAAUGCCUUCAGCCUGGGCGCCACGCUGUGGAUCAACACAGAGGAGUUUGAGGACCUGGAUGAAAUAGUUGCCCGCUAUGUCCAACCGAUGGCAUCUUUUGCAAGAGAUUUGCUCAGCCAUAAGUAUUAUCAGGAUUGCAGCGGAGGAGACAGGAAGAAACUGGAAGAGCUCCUGAUCAAAACGAAGAAGGAGAAGCCCACCUUCAUCCCAUACUUCAUCUGUGCCUGCAAAGAACUCCCUGGCAAAUUCCUCCUGGGGUACCAGCCACGGGGGAAGCCUAGGAUUGAGUACGUGACGGUGACACCCGAAGGGUUCCGGUACCGUAACCACAUCUUCCCCACAGUCAAUGGGCUGUUCCGGUGGUUCAAAGACCACUACCAAGACCCCGUGCCAGGAAUCACCCCUAGCAGUAGCAGCAGGACCAGGACUCCAGCUUCGAUCAACGCUACUCCUGCCAACAUUAACCUGGCAGAUCUGACCCGAGCAGUAAAUGCCCUUCCACAGAACAUGACCUCCCAGAUGUUCAGCGCCAUCGCAGCUGUGACCGGUCAGGGGCAGAAUGCCAAUGCCACGCCUGCCCAAUGGGCCUCCAGUCAGUAUGGCUAUGGAGGCAGCGGUGGCGGGAGCAGUGCUUACCAUGUCUUCACAACUCCGGCUCAGCAGCCAGUGGCUACCCCUCUGUUGACUCCCAGUUACUCUUACACAACACCCAGCCAGCCCAUCACAACGCCUCAGUAUCAUCAGCUUCAGGCCAACACUACGCCCCAAUCCACACAGUCCCAGCCACAGUCUCAGCCUUCAUCCAGUUCUGGGCAAAGACAGCAGCCCAAAUCCAGCACCCAUGCAGCCAUCGACUGGGGCAAGAUGGCCGAGCAGUGGCUUCAGGAGAAGGAGGCUGAACGGCGGAAGCAGAAGCAACGCUUGACACCCCGCCCGUCUCCAAGCCCCAUGAUCGAGAGCACCCCCAUGUCUGUUGCUGGAGAUGCUACACCGCUGCUGGAUGAGAUGGACCGGUAGUCCUCCCGCCCCUUCGCCUCCUGCCCGAGGGAGAGCGCCAGCAGAGACCAGCUCUUCUUCCUUAGUCUUGUUGCUCUGUGUUUGGUUUUUGGUUUGUUUUUUACAUGGAACAGCAGGGACGCUGGGCAGCGCCCUCCUCGUGACUGGUGCCUUGGGGCCACAUGCGUAGCGGAAAGAGGUGGUACUUGCUGCUGGGCUAGGCAGUAUCCAUAUUGGCUGAAUCGUUGGUUCAUGCUUUGUUGCCAUGGCUGCUGGUGUGGGCAGACCAACCGUUCUUUUCUGAGCAGAAAUUUCUUGCCCAGCAGCCGCAGUUCUGGCUGCUGCCCCUGGUCUUUACUUCAGCUGUUCAGAAAUAAAAAUUUUAAAGCAAGGGGUUUAUGGGAGCAUCCUCUGCUGGUAACUGAGCCAGAGAAACUGGUUGAUUGGCCAGUCUGGAGGUUUCUCUCUCUCCCCACCUCCUCCCUACCCUUGGCUUGGUUGGCAGCAUUGUAUGGCUAAAAGGCUUUGCUUCAGGAGCCCUUCCAGCUCACCAGAGGACCUUGGCUGGAAGGGCAUGCACUGUAGCCUUCCCGUGACCUCAGUUUCAUUGGCACUCCUGAGGACAAUAUUUAUUCAGUUGUAUUACUUUUUUUUAAAAAAAGGAACAUGAGAUCCAGCGCCAAAUGCCAGGCAACAGCAGCUUUUUGUCACUAAGCUGGGAGGAUCUGAGAGCUUCUAUACCCGCUACUGCGGCUUGAAUGCCAAGUAGUCUGUUCCCCACCUCUCUAUCUACUCAUAACAGAACCGAAGGAAUAAAUUGUGUUCCUGCUGAACUCUCAUGGAGGUUUUCUCUCCACUCCCAGCCAACUGGGGCAGAGGGAGCUGGGGGAUUGGCCGAUUCCCAUGUCUCUGGAUUCAAAUCCUGGCAGGGGUCAGCUUGGUGAUUUUUCUUUUUUUCAAAAGAUUGUCAUGCCUUGGCAUCUGGGGACGGGACGACCCUAUUGCAGUGUACUGGACUAGAAUGCGAGAGAGAUUCUGAACAGUUGUCAGCUGUGAGUGCAGAAUCUUAAAAAGAGGAGGGGUGUGACUGCAGUGGGCUGGAGAAGCCGGAGUAAUCCCGCCUCCUUCCCCAUCGUGAUGCUGUAGCUGGGUCUGGGAGCAAGAAGUGGGUCCUUCCUACUCAUAGGUAUAAUGGAGACUCAAAGAAGCAAGUGGGUCAGCCGGGGAGAAAGGAUCUGCCCUCACUUUCCCUGCUGGUGUUGGCACGGCACAGGCUGCUUGCGCUGCCUCCCCCUUACCGGCAGCCUUAGUCUUGCUCUUGGCCCUUAGCCAGUGGGGUGAUCCCCAGAGCCUGGCACAUUUGAAAAAGAAAGGGGUUCUUCACUCUGGCCUUGCUCCUUCCGUACCUGUCCUCCCUACAUUUUCUGUCCUUUGUGACUCCCCCCCCCCAUCAAUAAACUUUCUUUUUGGGGAUGUUGCCAGUAUGCAGCUGUUGGAGGACAUUGCUCUUUGGGCCCUGUUCCCGACUCCAUUAUGUGGAGUUGAGCGCGCAGGUGGGAAGCAGCUCUGUUUGUGCCACUUCUCAGUUGCAAGGCAUAAGGCGCAGUGGGAGUGGUGCUCCCAUUUGGUGUAAUGACGAGCAGUGAAAAAAUUCUCGCCCACAGCUCCCACUGAAGAGAAGCACUGUUGUUGGGAUUUCUGGAUGCGUUCUUCCCAUUGGCCUUUUGGGGGAGUGUACAAUACGCUGCGUUGAGUUUGGUUGUGGUAGGAAUUAAGGGAACGGGCCACAGGCAUAACAUUAUAACCUCCCUGCAGAGGCAGGUUGUGUUUCUGCUCUGGGCUUUCUUCGUGCCAAGGAACAGCCGCGCUUAGAAGGGCGAGGGGUGCAGAGACACAGAGCUGGGCUUCAGCUUUGAAUGUUCCUUUGUAUCGGAAGCUUACUGCAAAUACAAAUCUGGCAGAGCAGCCCAAAAGGGGUGGGGAGAAGCCUUUCUCGCUGCUAUGCUGUUAGUUUUCUGUUUGCAGAAUUUUUUUUAACGCCAAGGAACGUGCCCCCCUCUGCAUUCCCUGCAACCACCUCAUGCUCGUGUGUAUAUGUAAGCUAGGCAUGCGUUACCCCGGCUCAACAUGUGCGGGGGGUAUAAAGAGUGAUUCCGGGUUCAGUUGAGUAGUGAAAUGCAGUUCCCUUUAAAUACCCCCCCUUGGUGGCUAGGGGCUCUUUAUCCCUAAGUAGGUCUGCGGGGGGGGGGGGUUUCAAAAGAAACAACCCCAUGCGGAAGCGGUCUUUCCCCUGCUGUGAGAAGAAUGCUGCUCUUCUGCAGGUGGAGACUGAUGUUCUCCUAGCUGUACAGAGUAGCUCCCUCCUAGGGAAGCCAUGGACUGGAAGAGGGUUAAAACCCCUCCAGCCUCGACUUUGAGCAAUGCUGGUCUGGCCCUUUAGAAGGAAGUUGAUGUGGGCAGCUGCCGUGGUGGGGAGUAGUGGCUUGUCUUCAGCAUGCCAGCUUCUUCUUCCCAUGCUGCACAGGCCUUGAUUAGAUAGCAAGCCAGUGGAGACCCUAGAUGCGCCUGCCCUCGAGUGGCAAAGACUGGUCCUGGGUGGAGAUGUGACUGGGCUGGACUGGGGCCAUUUGCUCCGCAAAAGCUGCUGGAGUGGUCCAGUCACCACUUGGGUGUGUGCUUUCCCUGCUCUGCUAAAUUCUCCCAUCUAGCUUGGGAGGGCACAGGGUUGCCUCUCUAUGUGAAACUCUACAAAAGGGACAGAGUUGAGAUUGUAGCCAUCGUUAAAGGGAGAGUAGCAACUAUCUUGAACUGGUGAUGCUCUUGCUAGACCUGAGAUGUUGCAGUCGUAGGCUGGGAACCCUGGGCAGGCAGUGUGAAGUGGGGCCAGAGAGGAGUGGCUGAAUUAUGUCCCAGUCUCUCAGUAGAGGCAAAGCCCAAACUGGCUGUUGCCUGCCUGUUGGCUGUGGGCCUGGGAGGUCCUGGCAGGACCACAGUGGAGGGGCAGUCAUGGAGCAGCUGGCAAAGUAGCUGCUAUUAAGCAAGAAGAGGAUUGGGAGGCAUCAAUAGGGCAGGAAGGCAGCAGGAUUCCCCCUGAACUACAGACGAGUCCAUCUGUGGAAAGGAGUGGGCAAAGGCUGUGCAUCAAUGGGUAUUUAUUUUACAACAUCCAAACAGUUAGCCAGAGUUUUGGCUAUGGGGCCCAAGUAAAGUUAUCUCUGGGAGGUUAGAAAGCUGCAGUGCAGGACUGGAAGAGAUGACGGGGCUGUCUUAGCUUGCUGCUGGUGAUAAGCCUCUUGCUGUUCUUUGGCAAUGGAAGCUUUGUCAGUUUUCUCCUUCCCUCUGACUAGAAAACGGGUAGGCUGAUCCUGUAUCAUGCCUCUCUUUAAAGGGAAACCAAAACAGCAGGGCUCCCACUAUUAAGCAGCAUGGACCUUCUAAGGUUCCACCCCAGGGUUUGACCCUCUGAAGAAAUACAUAUUGGGUGCAAAAUUGGGCAUCCUGAGAAUCACAGCUGUCCAGAAAAAAAGAAACUGUUUUAAUGCUAUCUUGAAAAUCAGCUAACAAUUCUCUGCCUCUUCCUGUGAGCACCAGAAGAAUAAAUUAUGCAAAAUCAA